This is a messenger RNA of Podospora pseudopauciseta, 1212 nucleotides long. It is a transcript of the gene CIA1, whose product is annotated as Cytosolic iron-sulfur protein assembly protein. The record is from RefSeq and is a predicted model, not a curated record. Gene Ontology annotation, molecular function: protein binding. Gene Ontology annotation, biological process: iron-sulfur cluster assembly. NCBI's taxonomy places the organism in Eukaryota, Fungi, Ascomycota, Sordariomycetes, Sordariales, Podosporaceae. The transcript has a single exon. Bases 1 to 1212 code for a protein of 403 amino acids. Gene Ontology annotation, cellular component: cytosolic [4Fe-4S] assembly targeting complex.
AUGCCACCACCACCAAUACAACUCCUCCCGCUAGCAACCUUCACUCCCGACCUCUACACCCGCGCCUGGCAAUCAACCCCCCACCCCUCCCUCCCCCUCCUAGCAACAACCCACGACAAGACCGUCACCGUGUUUUCCCUCGCGACCUUUUCAAAGCACUCGUCCCUCACGGGGGGUCACAGCCGCUCCAUCCGAUCUUGCGCCUGGCAACCUUCCUCUUCCUCUCAAACCCUACGUCUCGUAACCGGCAGUUUUGACUCCACGGCCGGGAUCUGGACUUACAACCCUGCUGCCACACUCGAAAAACCCAUCGGUCAAGGGGAGGAGGAGGAGGAAGAGGAGGAGGAAGAAUGGGAAUUCACCCUCGUGCUCGAAGGCCACGAAAACGAAGUCAAGUCGUUAAGUUUUAGUCCGUCGGGACAGUAUCUAUCUACUUGCAGUAGGGAUAAAUCGAUUUGGAUAUGGGAGCACUUAUCGGGAGGGGAGGAUGGAGAGGAGGAUGAGGAUUGGGAGACGGUUGCUGUUUUAAGUGAGCAUGAUGGGGAUGUGAAAACUGUGGCUUUUGCGCCGGGUUUUAAACAGGGGAAGAGGCAUGAUGGGAGGAGGUAUGGGAGUGAUUGUUUGGCUAGUGGGAGUUAUGAUGAUACGGUUAGGGUUUGGAGGGAGGAUCAGGAUGGGGAGUGGGGGUGUGUGAGUGUGCUGGAGGGGGGGGUUGGGACUGUUUGGGGGGUUGAGUGGGAGAAAAGGGAGAGGGAAAAUGGGAGGUAUCAGAGGUUGAUGACUGCUGGGGCGGAGGGGGGGGUAAAAGUUUGGGAACUCAAGGAGGAGGAGGGGGAGGAAGAGGAGGGGGAUAGUAGGUGGGGAGGGGUGCCGAAUAGGAUGAGGCAGAGUUUGAGGGAGGAGUGGGAGGUUAAGGGGGUGUUGCCGAGGGUUCACACCAGGGAGAUUUACUCGGUUGGUUGGAGUGGGGAGAGUGGAUUGGUGGCUACGACGGGGGGGGAUGGGUUGUUGGUUGUUUAUGAGGAGGAUGAAGAGACAAAUGAGUGGAAGGUUAGGGCGAAGGUGGAGGCUGCGCAUGGGCCGUAUGAGGUUAAUCAUGUUACUUGGUGUAGGAGGUUUGAUAAGGGGGCGGAGGGGAGGCACGAGGAGAUGUUGGUUACGACGGGGGAUGAUGGGGUUGUGAGGGCUUGGGAGGUGAGGAUAGGGGAGUAG